Molecule: messenger RNA, 1827 nt
Organism: Cordyceps militaris CM01
Lineage: Eukaryota; Fungi; Ascomycota; Sordariomycetes; Hypocreales; Cordycipitaceae
Product: alpha-1,3-mannosyltransferase
Exons: 3
Coding region: 1-1827 (608 amino acids)
Biological process (GO): protein O-linked glycosylation
Cellular component (GO): Golgi apparatus
Molecular function (GO): alpha-1,3-mannosyltransferase activity
Source: RefSeq, a predicted model, not a curated record
AUGUCACUCCGGCGCAUGUCGCCCAGCCGCGAGUUUGGCAAGUUCGGACGGCAGAUACGAGCCGUUCGUUGCGUGAAGCUACUAUUGAUGGGCGCAUUCAUAACCUGUCUGAUAUAUUUCUAUAUCGACAGCACGAAUCAAGUAAAGUAUGCGUUCGACUCCGAUCCCUUUACACCGAGCAAGGAGGAGGAGGCUGCCAAAGUCGCUCCAGGAGAGUAUUUGAGCAACGAAAUCGCCCUACCGAGUCUGGAGCCGCUGUCCCAGCAUAAAAAUAAUCCACACAAGCAAAUGCAUCAACAGCCUGCAGCACAUGUGCGAGACGUCGACUUUGAGCAGGCUCUCCGCCGCGUGGAGGACCUUCUUCCCAGUGAGAUGGAGGCCCGCUGGAUGCUGCACACCAUUGAAGGCACAGGUCCGGAGAAGCUGCGGGAGAUUGGACUUCGCACGCGUGAAUACAAAAAGUUUUUCAAAGCCUGGGAGACGUUGCAUUCGGUGGAAAGCGGUCCUCACACGACAUUCCUCAGAGCCGACAUGAUCCCUUUUAUCCGUCGGUACUUUUCCACGAGCCCGGACGGCAUCACCGCCGGCAGUGUAGAACAAACAGUUCGCACGUACGAAAAGUACAAAUCCUUCAUGUACAAGUUUGAGAAGCUGAUCGCCAGCUGGACCGCACCGUACUUUGCAGACCACAUGACAUUGCACUUGAACUUGAAGCACGGAGGGCGCGGCAUCGUUGUCACUGCUGGCAACGCCCAGGCCGCACACUUGAAAACACUCGUGCAUAGCUUGCGAGAUAUUGGAUGCACUCUGCCCAUCGAAGUCAUGUACUUAGACGACGAUGACCUCGGCCCCGACGUGCAGGCAGAACUUUCGGGUCUCGACGGAGUCAUUACCCGAGAAAUUGGGCCAAUGGUGGAUGACAACGGUUGGAAAUUGGCUGGCUGGGCGGCGAAGCCCUACGCAAUCCUUUUUUCCAGUUUUCGUGAGGCCAUCUUCGUUGAUGCCGACAGCCUCUUUUUCCGGGAUCCAGAGCUUCUCUUCGACGAUGAGGACUACCGGAAAACAGGCGCGCUGUUCUUCAUGGACCGGGCGCUUUGGCGCGAAUCGAAACAGGACUGGCUCAAAAAGGUGUUGCCCAAGCCCAUCUCUUUGAAGGUUCUCGCGAGCCGCUAUUGGAAAGGCGAGAGUGGACAGAUGCAGGAGUCGGGAGUCGUCGUCGUGGACAAGUGGCGUCAUUUCAUUGCGAUGCUCGCCGUCUGCCGCAUGAAUGGUCCCGAGAGAGACGGCCAGAAAGACAAGGGAAUAGUCGGUGUUUAUGACAUGGUUUAUGGAGACAAGGAAACAUUUUGGAUCGGCUGGGAACUCGUGGGUGAUACGGACUACGCGUUUCAUCGCGGCCGCGUUGCCGUCAUGGGCGUCGCCGAGCAAGAAAAAGACAACAAAGCUUCCGACAAAGCUUCCGACAAAGAGAAGGCUGAUGCCGGGGAGCUCAAAAGGGCGUCCCAAGCAGGUGCGACGACGAACAAAACCCUCCCAAAAGCCUACACAGUCUGCGCGCCGCAGCUGCUUCACCUAGGUGUCGACGGCAGCCCGCUUUGGUUUAACGGCGGCCUGGUUCAAAACAAGUUUCUCGACAAGAAGGAGUGGGAGUUUGGCAACUUUCGCGAAUUCGUUGUCGAGCCCGACAAGCUGUCGCCGACGUCGUGGAAAAUGCUGGGCGGCAACAAGGCGUGCCUGACGGGUGCGGCGGGCCUGAAACACGCGCUGAGCGAGGCGGAAAGCGUGAUGAUCCAAGCGAUGAUCGACCACGCAAGAAGGUUUCUGUGA